GACUCGUGAAACGAAAGAAAUCAAAACCGAAUUUCGAACCUGAAAAAAAAAAGGAAAAAAAAAGAAGAUAGGGAAAAUGGAAGCAGAGAUGGGACUGAUGCGUCGGAUGCCUCCCAAGUACACCGAGACGGCUCUAUCCGCCCUUCUCUCCCUUCUCCCCCAGCACUCCUCUGAUCUCCUCUCUCAAGUCGAUCAGCCCCUCCAGGUUUUGUGCGAUAUCGAAUACGGAAAGCAGUUCAUUUUGUGUGAAUAUAACAGAGACGCAGACUCUUACAGAUCGCCUUGGUCAAACAAAUAUCAUCCGCCACUAGAAGACAGCAGCCUCCCAUCUUUAGAGUUGAGGAAACUUGAAGUUGAAGCAAACGACAUCUUCGCCAUUUAUCUUGACCAGUACUAUGAAGGUGGCAUUUCGUCAGUUUAUAUGUGGGAGGAUGAUAACGAAGGUUUUGUAGGCUGCUUUUUAAUAAAGUCAGAUGGCUCCAAGACAGGACAAGGUAGGAGAGGUUAUCUGCAGGAGGGGGCAUGGGAUGCUAUACAUGUGAUUGAGGUAAACUCUACUUGUCAUGGUAGGAACAACGUGGAUCUGUGGUGAAGGUGUUCAUAUAGUCCUGACACUCACCCCCUUUCACACUUACAUGUGAUUGAGGUAUACACUUAAUGUUCUUUAUUUAGUGUUGACCAAAAAAGGAGUUUCAACACCUUUUAGCUAUUUAAAGUUAUAGUGAACAACUCUUCUUUCUCUUGAUAGUUGUGAUAUGAACUUGCUGUUAGUUUGAAUGGUGCCUUUGUUAGGUCGAGUCAUUUGACAUGAUUAAUCAAAUUGGUUGAGUUAGGAUUGAUUCGGGAUGGACACAAAGUGAGGAAUAGAGAGCUGGAAAAUUUGAAAUUGAAGAUCAAAUAUGUGAAGAAUA
This is a messenger RNA of Malus domestica (apple), 911 nucleotides long. Lineage: Eukaryota; Viridiplantae; Streptophyta; Magnoliopsida; Rosales; Rosaceae. The record is from RefSeq and is a predicted model, not a curated record.